This is a messenger RNA of Sardina pilchardus (European sardine), 1888 nucleotides long. Its product is annotated as zinc finger protein OZF-like. The transcript is spliced from 3 exons. Gene Ontology annotation, biological process: regulation of transcription by RNA polymerase II. Gene Ontology annotation, molecular function: chromatin insulator sequence binding. Gene Ontology annotation, cellular component: chromosome. The record is from RefSeq and is a predicted model, not a curated record. Bases 98 to 1729 code for a protein of 543 amino acids. Lineage: Eukaryota; Metazoa; Chordata; Actinopteri; Clupeiformes; Clupeidae.
UGAUCUUGAUUAUGUCCUGCUUAAACAUAGUUUGACCAGUAAAUUGGAAGAUGAGAGUGUAUUGGAAAAUUACUGUAGAGAGGAGGAAUUCACAGCGAUGGAAAUUACAGAGGAUACGGAUUCUGAUGCUGGAGAAUAUGGUCAUGAUUACUCCUCUGCUACAAAUUCAGUGUCUCUGGUCCAGAUGAAGAGGGUAUCAGUGGUGCUGGUGGACUGCUGUAGACCACAAGGACAGCGAGGAACCAGCAUGCAGACGCAGACCAAUGGAGAUGCAGAACAGCCCGAGACCACUGUUGAAAGAAUCACAAAUGGGAAGAGUUUCAAGAGGUGGUCCGAUCUCAACCCACAUCAGACAACGCAUACUGGGCAAAAGCCAUGUCGGUGUACUACGUGUGGAAAGGGUUUCAAAACCAGCGCACAACUCGCUGUCCAUCAGCGAACACAUACUGGAGAAAAGCCAUAUCACUGCUCAGAUUGUGGAAAGACUUUUGCCUAUGCAUCAAAUUUCAAGAACCAUCAGAGGAUCCAUACAGGAGCAAUGCCAUAUCAGUGUACAACGUGUGGAAAGGGUUUCAAAACCAGCGCACAACUCGCUGUCCAUCAGCGAACACAUACUGGAGAAAAGCCAUAUCACUGCUCAGAUUGUGGAAAGACUUUUGCCUAUGCAUCAAAUUUCAAGAACCAUCAGAGGAUCCAUACAGGAGAAAUGCCAUAUCAGUGUUCAGAUUGUGGAAAGUCUUUUAUUCAGUUGGGUAAUCUCAAGACACACCAGAGAACACAUACUGGAGAAAAGCCAUAUCAGUGUUCAGAGUGUGGAAAAACUUUUAUAAAUUUAAGUCACCUCAAAGUUCACCAGAGGAUGCAUAUUGGGGAAAAGCCAUACAGCUGCUCAGACUGUGGAAAGACUUUCAGUCGAAGCAGUCAUCUCAAGUCACACCAGAGAACACAUACUGGGGAAAAGCCAUAUGGGUGCACAACAUGUGGUAAGUCAUUCAGUCAAAGCAGUUCUCUUAAGAUACACCAGAGGAUGCAUACAGAAGAAAAGCCAUAUCACUGCUCAGAUUGUGGAAAGACUUUUGCUGUGUCGUCCUCUCUACAUGCACACCUGAAGAUCCAUACUGGAGAAAAGCUACAUCGGUGCACAACAUGUGGUAAGUCAUUCAAUCAAAGCAGUAAUCUCAAGAUACACCAGAGAACACAUACUGGAGAAAAGCCAUAUCGCUGCUCAGAUUGUGGAAAGACUUUUAUUCAGUCGGCUCAUCUCAAGAUACACCAGAGAACACAUACUGGAGAAAAGCCAUAUCAUUGUUCAGAGUGUGGAAAGACUUUCAGUCACGGAUCUCAAUUCAAGAUACACCAGAGAACACAUACUGGAGAAAAGCCAUAUCCGUGCUCAGAUUGUGGAAAGACUUUCAGUCACGGAUCUCAUCUCAAGAUACACCAGAGAACACAUACUGGAGAAAAGCCAUAUCCGUGCUCAGAUUGUGGAAAGACUUUCAGUAACGGACCUCAACUCAAGAUACACCAGAGAACACAUACUGGAGAAAAGCCAUAUCCGUGCUCAGAUUGUGGAAAGACUUUCAGUCACGGAUCUCAUCUCAAGAUACAUCAGAGAACACAUACUGGAGAAAAGCCAUAUCAGUGUUCAGAGUGUGGAAAGACUUUUAGUCAAGGACAUCACCUCAAGAAACACCAGAGAAUCCAUACUCGGCAGUCCAGUGGUGCUUAGACUGUGAAAAGACGUUCAGUGAUGUGGGUCAACUCAAGAUUCACCAGAGGCCGUAUCUACACUACACUACAUGCGGUCCUUCAGUCGAAGCAGUUCUCCCAAGACCAGAUCAGAGCAUGCGUAUAUCAAGCCUUAUCACUGUUCAGAUUGUGGAAAGAC